Pogoniulus pusillus (Red-fronted tinkerbird) is the source of this 936-nucleotide messenger RNA. Its product is annotated as taste receptor type 2 member 40-like. Gene Ontology annotation, cellular component: membrane. Lineage: Eukaryota; Metazoa; Chordata; Aves; Piciformes; Lybiidae. The record is from RefSeq and is a predicted model, not a curated record. The transcript has a single exon. Gene Ontology annotation, molecular function: G protein-coupled receptor activity; bitter taste receptor activity. Bases 1 to 936 code for a protein of 311 amino acids. Gene Ontology annotation, biological process: sensory perception of taste; detection of chemical stimulus involved in sensory perception of bitter taste; G protein-coupled receptor signaling pathway.
AUGUUGCCCCCGGUGAUUAUUAUUUCAAUAAGUAUUGUAGCUGUGGAAGCUGCUGUUGGAUUUAUUGGAAAUGGAUUUAUUACAGCUGUUAAUGCCACUAACUGGUUCAAAACCAAAAAAAUUUCCUCUGCUGACAUGAUCCUCAUCUUUCUGAGCACAUCAAGAUGGAUCUUGCAGGUGACUGUACUGAUGCACAUCCAUAGUCUCUAUUUUACAGAUGCGUUUAAGUUGGCUGCUGUGUACAAAGCUUUUGGUGCUGUGUGGAUGUUUGUGAACCAUUCCAGUUUGUGGUUCAGUACCUGGCUCUAUGUACUUUACUGUGUAAGGAUUAUCAAUGUCACCCAAUGGCUGCUGCUGCAAAUCAAGCUCAGGAUAGCUGGGAUGGUCCCGUGGCUGCUCCUAGGAUCAUUGGUGAUCUCUUCUAUGACUUCCCUUCCUUUUCUGUGGAUUACAUCCAGCACUUACCUCUGCAGCUCAACAGGAAACUGUAGAGAAAACAGCACAGCACAGAGCACUUACUGGGAUAGCUCACAUCUGUACCUGCUGCUUCUCUACUUCAUAGGUUGUUUCUUCCCUCUAGUGCUAUCUGUGGUAACCUCAGCUUCAUUAAUUGCUUCUCUGUGGAAACACAGAAAGACUAUGCAAUCUUAUGCAAAUACUUUCAGGGAUCCUUUGAUAGAUGUUCAUCUAACUGUCAUCAAAUCCAUCAUUUCAUUCUUGGUCUUAUAUAUUUCUAGUGUGGUAGCUCAAGUUCUGCUGAUCCUGUCCACAUCUCAAAGAAAAGAUGCUGCAAAAGUUGCAGUAGCCUUAAUUGUAGCUGGGGCAUAUCCUUCCAUACACUCUGUUAUACUGAUCGUGGUCAACUCAAAGCUGAGACUGGCAUUUAGGAUCCUUUGCCAGCAUCUUAAGUGCCUAUGGAAGAGGCCCACAGUAUAG